CGGUGGGAUAACGUGGUGGAGACAGAAAGGAGAAGGGAGGUGAUCGUUGACCGGUAACGUGAAAAAUCAACCAACACGUGCCGGUUAAACAGGUUAAAAUUCCUUCGAAUUACCAUUUCCAAUGGAUAUAAAUAUUCAGUGGAAGAAAAGCUUAGCUCUGGGUUUCUCAAAGAGAGAGAGAGAGUGAGAGAGACAAGGAGCAGUAGAUCUCAAGCCUUGCACAGAUCUUUUUGGGGGUGUUAUUAAUGGAAAAUGGAAAUGGAAAAAGGGCAGAGAAAGGAGCUAAAUACCACUAACUUGUCGUAUUUGAUCCCAUGCUCUUCGUAUCUUUAAAGCUUUGAUCCCUACCCUUUUGUCCUCUGUCGCAACCUUAGAUCGAUCAAAACGAAACCCUUCUUUCCUAUUCCUUUUCUCUUCAUCUUAUGGGUAAAAGAUAAAUAAAGGUGGAAUUGGAUAAAGAGAUAAAAGAGCAACGGGAAACGAGAAAGAAAGGGGAAAGGAGAGUGAGUGUCCUUGUUACAUUUUUUUCUCUUUUUGGAGUGCACUGAAACAUGGGUACGGGUUGGAGAAGAGCCUUUUGCACUACAAUCCCUAGAGACCCUGAAAACACUGUUAUAGAUAAGCAACAUCAGAGUCCAAGUCCUAGCCCCAGGAAUUGUGCCAAGCUGAGCUUUUUUUCUACUGGAAGUAACCCUUCUACGCCCCGUUUCCAAUCUCAACCGGUUUCUAGCCCCAGUCUUCGUUGCCGCACUACUGUUGAACCGUCUUCCACAAAUGAAAGUCCCACUCUCCAUUGCAAAACCACCCCUAGAGCAGCCACUAAAAGUCCUAAACCAAUUCUAUCCUCCAAUCCUUCCUCUCCUCGUUCCCCUCUCAAGCUUUCACUUUUCCGUAACAGCUUCAAGUUCAGGAGUAGCUGUGGAAUCUGUUUGAACAGCGUGAAGACAGGUCAAGGAACUGCCAUUUACACAGCUGAAUGUGCACAUGCCUUUCAUUUCCCAUGCAUCGCUGCUCAUGUUCGUAAACAUGAUUCCCUCGUUUGCCCGGUGUGUAAUACCACCUGGAAAGAUGUUCCUCUUCUCUCCAUCCACAGAAACUCAGCUCCUCAAAACGACACACCUCUGAUCGAAAACACCACCCCUAGAAUUGAAGAAAAAAAAAUCAUUGAAUCUUGUUCGCCCAGAAUUGUCAACCAGCCGGAACCAAAACCCAAACAGAAACCCAAAGCCAAACCGUCCGAUUUAAGAUCCUACGAUGACGAUGAGCCAUUGCUAUCCCCAACCGCCGGUGCUCGUUUUAUUCCCAUCCCAGAAGCUGAUGAAAACAUCGAACAAGAAGAAGACGACGACGACGUCGAGGAGUUCCAAGGGUUCUUCGUUAAUCCCAAAUCUUCAUCCGCCGUCAAAUCCGAUGAUGUACUCUCGUUCAAAGGCCGUGAUUUUAGGAAUGUCCAGGUCAGAUUAUCUCCCGAAACGGCGGUCGUUUCAGUGGGCCGUGGAUACGAAACUUAUGCUGUGGCUUUGAAAAUCAAGGCUCCACCUCCCCCCGCUAAAAUAUUGGCUCCUUCGAGGAAUAGUAGCAAUUCGACGUCGCAUUUGGACCCUUCUCAUCGUGCGCCUAUCGAUUUGGUUACGGUUCUUGAUGUCAGCGGUAGCAUGACCGGCGCUAAGCUCCAGAUGUUGAAACGCGCCAUGCGUUUAGUCAUUUCGUCGCUCGGCUCGGCUGAUAGGCUUUCCAUCGUGGCUUUCUCGGUUACUUCGAAACGGUUAUUGCCUUUGCGGAGGAUGACGGCUCAGGGUCAACGAGCUGCUCGGCGCAUUAUUGACCGGCUCGCCUGCGGUCAAGGAACCAGCGUUGGCGAUGCGUUGAGGAAGGCAACCAAAGUUCUUGAGGGUCGGAGGGAAAGAAAUCCAGUUGCUAGCAUAAUGUUGUUGUCCGACGGUCAGGAUGAAAGAGUCCAAUCCAACGCUUCCAAUCAACGGCACCAUUCAAGCCACGCCUCGUCCACUCGUUUCGCCCACAUUGAAAUCCCGGUUCACGCGUUCGGGUUCGGGCAGAGCGGCGGGUACAGUCAUGAGCCAGCUGAGGAUGCGUUUGCCAAAUGCGUUGGUGGGUUAUUGAGCGUUGUGGUCCAAGAUUUGAGAAUCCAGCUCAGCUUCGCAUCCGGCUCUGCACCAGCUGAAAUAACAGCCGUUUAUUCAUGUAACGGGAAGCCUACUGUUUUAACUUCCGGCUCCGUCCGGCUAGGCGAUUUAUACGCUGAGGAAGAAAGGGAAUUGCUCGUGGAACUGAAAGUCCCAACUUCGGCGGUUGGAUCCAGCCACGUGAUGUGCGUUCGCUGUCUUUACAAGGAUCCCGCCACACAAGAAGUCGUGUACGGCAGAGAUCAAGCGCUUCUCGUACCUCGGCCCAACGACGUUCGAUCAUCGGCUCCUAAAAUCGAACAGUUGAGAUUCUUUUUCAUCUCGACUCGAGCCAUAGCCGAGGCGAGAAGGCUGAUAGAGUGCAGUAACGACUUGACAAGCGCUUACCAUUUGUUGGGCUCGGCUCGAGCCUUGUUGAUGCAGUCGAAUUCGCAGUCGGCCGAAGAGUAUGCCAGAGGGUUAGAAGUUGAGUUGGCGGAAUUGCAUUGGAGGAAACAGCAGAUGAUGGAAAUCCAACGACGGAGGGUGAACGAAAGGGAAAGGGAAAGAGAAAGGGAGUCGAUGACAGUGGUGAUGGAUGAAAACGGAGAGCCACUUACGCCGUCUUCGGCUUGGAGAGCGGCUGAGAAGUUGGCUAAAGUCGCCAUGAUGAAGAAGUCGUUGAAUAGAGUCAGCGAUUUACACGGCUUCGAAAAUGCUAGAUUUUAGUUGCCCUUUUCCUUUUAAAUAUUAUUAAAAAAAUCUAGUUAUAUCAUUAUAGGGGAACAUGCUGGUGGCAGCAGACGGCGCGGGCAUUUCUGCCAUGAACUAAAAACUAAAAAUUCAAGCAUUUGAUUGAUGGGUGGCUUCAAAUGGAAAAUACUCUUCUGUUUUUGGUUCUAAAUUAAAAUCCCCAUUUUAAUUUGUUUAGGGAAAUGUAUGUAUCAUCAUCAUCAUCAUCAUCAUCAUCAGCUUACAAAGUUGUAAAUGCUUAGUAUUAUAAUUGGGUUGCUGUUUUCUUGGCUUUUUUAUGGAGUAAUUAGUGGGGUUUUAAUCCUUUAUUAUUUUGAUGUAGUUUAAAAAGUUAUCCUUUAGGAAAAAGGAAAAAAGUGGGAAAUGGUGUAAGAAUGAUUGGGGUAACUUGGACUUGGAAUUGAUAAAUGAUGAAUGAAUCAUUUUCUUCUUUUUA
Molecule: messenger RNA, 3312 nt
Organism: Gossypium raimondii (Peruvian cotton)
Lineage: Eukaryota; Viridiplantae; Streptophyta; Magnoliopsida; Malvales; Malvaceae
Product: E3 ubiquitin-protein ligase WAV3-like
Exons: 2
Coding region: 552-2852 (766 amino acids)
Source: RefSeq, a predicted model, not a curated record